Molecule: messenger RNA, 2440 nt
Organism: Stegodyphus dumicola
Lineage: Eukaryota; Metazoa; Arthropoda; Arachnida; Araneae; Eresidae
Product: CCAAT/enhancer-binding protein beta-like
Biological process (GO): regulation of transcription by RNA polymerase II; DNA-templated transcription
Molecular function (GO): DNA-binding transcription factor activity, RNA polymerase II-specific; RNA polymerase II cis-regulatory region sequence-specific DNA binding
Source: RefSeq, a predicted model, not a curated record
UACCGCGGAAGGUUAUAAACUUACGGAAAGUUUUAUCGACCAAGGGUACGGUUGUUACUCCGCAGCUAUUGCGUAGCUCAUAUUUGAAACCAGAAUCGACUUGAACAGGCGUGUUUUUAGUUUCUGUUUGUGUUGGGUUUCGUUUGCUGGCAGAUUGAGUUCUUGCAUCAAGUUCCCGUCACAAAUCACAACGACGGCUCAUUUCAAGGAUUAUUCAUCAUGUUACCCAUUCCUAGAGUCCCCACUCAUGUAUGAUUUUUCGACCGACGUUCCGAAGAGGAGUGCGAAACUGAAGAUUUUAGACGCAAGUACGGUACCUGAACUGCCGGAUCUUAGUACUCCGGAAAUAUCUUUCGACCUUCAUAGUUUCAUUGACGGAUCCAAUCAAGUGCCUCCUGAGACUUUGCUCGCUGACAUCCUAGCAGACGACUCCGAGCGACAAAACAUCGUUCCGGAAACCAACAUUCCCGCCGUAAAUUUCGGAUUCCCGAUGCCACAGUCGGCCGGCUUUGGCUCCGACCGCUACGGUUCCGAAGCGGGUGUGAAACAAGAACCGGCUGCAGGGAUCGAGACCCGUGUGCCGUCCAACACAUUCCCUGGUCGGGGAGUAGCAUAUACUUUCGCCGGACUUCCGCAGUUACCCGAUGCUACGCUCAGUUCCGGGUAUGGAGAUUCCCGAGAUAUCAGCUACAGAAAUGAGGAGAAAAAGUCAAAGAAACCGAUUGACAAGGGUUCUGACGAGUACCGUAGGAGAAGAGAGAGAAACAACAUUGCCGUUCGAAAAUCGCGCGAAAAGGCAAAGCAGCGGUGCAAGGACACUGAGAAGAGAGUCUGCGAUCUGGUAUCCGAGAACGACAAGCUCAGAAAGCGUGUGGAACUCCUGUCCAAAGAACUUAGCGUGCUCAAGAAUCUUCUAUCCAACGUCGGUGUGUCUUCAGAAGCCGCGAUCAAAGCGGAAUAAAUAUUCAAAGUUUUCCUUGAAGAAACUGCGUAGUGCAUAUUCAAAUCAAAAUUCUUUAUCUUACGUACCUUUUCCCGUCAUAUAUAGACAAGCUGCUGAGAAACUAAGGUACAUCGAGAAAGACGAUGUUAUUAGGUAUCUUCUCUAUUUCAAGUCGGACGUUCGACUAAAUUGUUUAAAUCCUUAGGUUAAACCUGUUUUUGCUACCAUCAUCAUCUGUAUUAAAUUAAUUUGUAUAUUAUAAUAAUUCCUUUUAUUAAGUAGAUAUUUAUUAAGCCUCACUUGCUUCCAAGAAUCAGGUAAUUUAUUAAACCAAGUGAUUUUUGAAAUGAACUGAUAUAUAUUUAGAUGCUGAACUGUACAACUGAUAACUUCAUGUCUCUCAUUUUUUGAAUAAGAAAUAUCUUCCUAGUAUUAAGUUACUGAUUCUUUUUUAAAUAACUAUCUUCAUCAAAAGCAGCUUUGCCUUGUUGCUGGCAUGUUUUCUAGUGCGAAGAUGAGCCAUCAGUGAACAUUUAUUUUCUGUGUGAUUGAAAACUGUUUUCAUUUUUAUUGACACUGUGCAGUCAAAGCAGAUACUAAUGCAUGUCAAGGCUAAAGUAUAAAUUUUUAAUAUUGAUUUUUUUUUAUUUAUCAUGAUUGAAGAUGUGUAAUCAAGAUUUCAAAACUGUAUGGUGAAUUUCAAACAGUUUGUCUAAAAAACUGUGCGAUUGUUAAAUGAUUUGUUAAAAAAGAAUUUUUACUAAUAUCUAAUUUUUAAACUAUUUUUUACAUUAGUGUAACCCCUUAUGGUGGAUUAUUAUUUGUGAUUACAGUGAUAUUUACUCUUGAUUAGGAAGUUAGUAUUUUAUAUUUCGUAUUAUUUACUCAGAUAUUUUAUGUUGUUUAUGUGCAUUGUUUGCACAGUCCUAAAGUUUAAAAUCAAAAGUUUAUGGUAUUUAUAAUGUAAACAAAUAUGAAUUUUCUAUUGUUCUUUAAAUUGUUUAAAAUAUUCAUUGCACUUUUUAGAAUUUCAUAAUUUUUAAAAUGAAUCAAUUUUUAUAUCAUAUUUAUCAUUCAUCAGGCCUUUGAAAUAUUCAGUAAAAAUUUUAACUUUAUUGCAUGUGUUAUGGUUUAAAUUAUUAAAUAAUUCUAUUUAAUGGUUCUAAAAACAGUGAAAUGCUCAUCUUGCUCAAAAAUGAUUCUUCAUAAAGCUUUUUCUGUGUUGUCUGAAUAGUCUUUAUCUUGUGUACUUUUGUAAGUCUGGCCAAAUUAAUGGUCUACUUGUAUACGGCUGAUUGAAUUAAUGGUGCUUAUCUUUAUCACUUGUACAGAGAUUAAUGUAUUUGAGUUCAUCUCUUAAUUCGGUAAAGAAGUUAACAUCAUUUUCAUAUGUUUUUCAUCUGCAAGAUACAUUGAUAGAUAAAACAUUGAUAAGAAAAUAUAGUUAUUUGAAACCAUAUUUUGGUAAUUAAUAAAUAAAUAUAUAUAUAUAUUUAA